This is a messenger RNA of Pogoniulus pusillus (Red-fronted tinkerbird), 818 nucleotides long. It is a transcript of the gene LSM1, whose product is annotated as LSM1 homolog, mRNA degradation associated. Lineage: Eukaryota; Metazoa; Chordata; Aves; Piciformes; Lybiidae. Bases 90 to 491 code for a protein of 133 amino acids. Gene Ontology annotation, biological process: deadenylation-dependent decapping of nuclear-transcribed mRNA. Gene Ontology annotation, molecular function: RNA cap binding. The record is from RefSeq and is a predicted model, not a curated record. Gene Ontology annotation, cellular component: P-body; Lsm1-7-Pat1 complex. The transcript is spliced from 4 exons.
GCCUGGCGGCCGCGGGGCGGUUCCGGGGCGGCGGCACCGGCGGCACCGGCGCAUGGCGGCGCUUCCGCUGGGGGCGGCGCGGCGGCACCAUGAACUACAUGCCUGGCACAGCCAGCCUCAUCCAGGACAUCGACAAGAAGCACCUGGUCCUGCUGCGGGACGGCCGGACGCUCAUCGGGUACCUGCGCAGCAUCGACCAGUUCGCAAACUUGGUGUUGCACCAGACUGUGGAGCGCAUCCAUGUGGGCAAGAAGUAUGGGGACAUCCCUCGAGGCAUCUUCGUUGUGAGAGGAGAGAACGUGGUUCUGCUGGGGGAAAUAGACCUGGAGAAGGAGAGCGACACCCCUCUGCAGCAGGUCUCCAUUGAGGAGAUCCUGGAGGAGCAGCGGGUGGAGCAGCAGGCCAAGCAGGAGUCGGAGAAGCUGAAGAUGCAGGCGCUGAAGGAGCGAGGCCUCUCAGUGCCGCGGGCAGACACCCUGGACGAGUACUGAGCCUGCUGCCACUCACACCCUUCCUCUGUGGCACAGUGAGGGGUGCCCUGUGCCCCCGUGGAAUUAGGGGAGGGGCUGGAUUUUCAGGUUGUGUUUUCUGUGCACGGAUCACUGUUCACAUCCCAUGCCUUCGGUUCCUCCUGCUGGAGGAGGAGGAGGGCUGAGGGCUCUGGGCUGGCUGUGGAGGCAGCCGGGCACGCCAGGGAGUGCCAGCAGUUGUGUUCAGGAGGCAAAUCUCCUGCUCCUUUGGGUUCUUUGCUUUUUCCUCCUCAGGUGACUCUGGGUGAGAGUUUUCCUUGCCAUGUAAAUAAAUACUUGAUCUCCACA